AUGAACAGUACAGAACCCGAGGGUUACGGCGUGUUGCUGUACUACCAGUACGUGGAUGUUUCUGAUGACGUGGCAGCAGCUGAUUGGAUGCGACGUAUCUGCGAGGAGGAAGGCCUCUUGGGCCGCGUCCGCGUAUCCAAGCAAGGCUUUAACGUCACGGUAGUGGGUCGCAUGUCCGCUCUUCAUAGUCACAUCGCCUCUCUCUCCCAGCACCCUUCCAAUUGGUUUGCCCACACCGACUUCAAGCUGGAGCCCUGUGAUUGGCCGCCAGAUCCCAGGAUAGCGCGGGAGUGCAACGUACAUGCGCUCUCAGUGCGGAUAGUCAAGGAGCUGGUAACCCUAUGCCCCGUGGAUCUCUCCCUCACAGCCAAUCACGUGUCUGCAGAGGCGUUUCAUCAACUCAUGUUGCAAGGGAGAGUGGGGAAUGGAGGAAUGGAGAAUGGGAAAGUGGAGAAUGGAGAAAUGGUGAAUGGGGGAGUGGAGAAUGGGGGAGUGGAGGGAGAGGAGGAAUCAACGGGAGAGUGUGAGGAGGAGCAGGAGGAGAAGGAGGAAGGGCGUGUGCCACGUGGCAUGGUGGUAUUGGACACCAGGAACGUGUACGAGACGCGCAUCGGACGAUUCGUGCCGCCCAAAGGUGCUGCCAGUCGCUUCCUUGUUAUGCCCAUGUGUUCUGGCCUGGGGAUUGACAUUCAUCCACCCCUGCAUCUGCCAGUUCAGCGAUCUACCGGCAUGGGUGGACACGCACGAGGCAAGGGGGAUACUGCAUACAUGCCCGAUCCCCUCCUUUCCUCUGUCACUUCCCUUGCACCGCACAAUCCCAUACCUGACACCACCUCCCAGGAGUGCAGUGCAACUCGGUUCAGCGAUCUGCCGGCAUGGGUGGACAGGCAUGAGGAGAAGCUGAGAGACAAAACGGUGCUCAUGUAUUGCACAGGGGGGGUCCGCUGUGAGUCAGCCACGGCGUAUCUCCGAUCCAAGGGGCCUGGAUUUCAAGACGUGGUGCAGCUGUCAGGGGGCAUCGUGCGUUAUCUCGAGGCGUUCCCAGAUGGGGGUUUCUUUCAGGGGAAGAACUUUGUCUUUGACCACCGCCUGGCUGUGCCACCAGCAGCGCCGCAACAAGCAACGAUUGGAGUGUGCUGUCUGUGCGUGAGGCCCUUUGAUGACUACAGCGGGAGGAACCGCUGCGCUGCAUGCCGCAUGCUGCUGCUCGUGUGCCCUGCUUGUACUCAGACAGAG
Molecule: messenger RNA, 1236 nt
Organism: Closterium sp. NIES-65
Lineage: Eukaryota; Viridiplantae; Streptophyta; Zygnematophyceae; Desmidiales; Closteriaceae
Source: the annotation of a GenBank genome assembly